GGGAUUUCUACUUUGCUCGGCGUGUCCCACCGUCUCAAGCCAGACGAGCCGGUGCUGGUGAAGCAGACGGCGCGUCUAAGGCCGCUAAGGCAGUUGCAGGGGUAGUUCCAGCAAGCAAACCAACGGCCUUGAACGGCAUCUACCACUGGCGAAGAGAGCGCGAUGAUGCAGAGAAAAUAGAGAUGGCUUUAGCGGAAGGAGAAGUAGCGAUGUUUUCAGAACCGCACUCGCGGUUGACGUGGGAAGUGAAUCCAACACCAGCGCACAUUAUGGAUUUAGAUUUCUCUUCCUGCAUUAUAUUCCGAAUCGACUGAUGAUGAUCAUGAUGACAUUAAUAAUGUUGAUAAUGAUCUUGUUUUGAUUUAGUCUUGAAAUAGGAACGAAUAGACGGUACAACUACAGAUCAUGUAGCAUCAUUCUUUUCUAAAAAAGCUUUUGCUACCUGAACGAAGCUGUUAGAGUUGUACAACAACUGCUAAUAAAUUGAGAAUUUAUUAAGUCAAUCUUCUAUUAUACCCCAUGGUGCGCAUGCUCAUCAUGACUGGGUACACUACUAGUACUAGUCUCUCUAACCUCAACCUCACUGGCGAGAAGAUGACCAUUGUGGAUUUCUACAAGGGGCACGCCGUUUUCGAGGUUUGUGAUCCGGCCGUUCAGAAUGCACUUUCCAUUGGAGUAGUCGCCAUGGACGACCAAUUCGUAGCCCACGAGAGUCUCCGAGCCAGAAAAGAACCAGCGAAACUACGCUAUCUAUCUUAUGGUCACCGGCUAUUCAUUUAUUUCAUGCAAUAAGGGGUUAGUAGUUAUAGUGUUCUCAAUUUUCAAUCCUCCAAAGUUUACAUCCCCAACAUCUUGGUGAGCACCCUUUUCGCAUGCAAUAGAAGGGCACCUAGGUCGGUCCCAAGAUGGGGGAACUGAGGCGAAUUUAGCGCCGCACUCAUCUAAGUAUCAAGAUGUCCGCCAGUUGGCUAUCAGAAACAGGUGAUGGCAGAAGAAGCAGCCGCCGCGGCUCACGCAGCUAUGCUGGCAGCCAGACGAGGGCCAAGAGGGCUGCCGAACCUCACCGGACCAGGCGCUUUUGCUGUUCGACGACAGUUCAUCCGCUCAGUGAGUUGUGGUCUCGAGUUUGUCGCGAUGGUGGAGGGGGAAAAUCGAUUGUACGUAGUAGGUUGCAAUGAUUACGGUCAGUGUGGGGUAGAUCCAGGAGUCAACUUUUCGCACAACAUAAAGGAACCAAACUUGCUAAAGUGGGACAUGGAAGGACCGCUGCCACAAGGAGGACGAGUCGUGAAGGAAAGGUAGUUGGCAAAGACGAUUAGAUCAUUUAGUAGAAGUUGUAGAAGUAGAAGUUCUUGGAAAAGGAAAAAUAAAAGAGAUCAUAGCAGAAAAUACUGUUCUAGAUAAGCGACAGCGAGAUGCUUGAAUGUUAAAGAAAAUCAAACUGCAAUUCCCACACCAACAGGCCACCCGGACGUAUCGAGCAACUGGUGACGGGUGCGGAGUUUGGCGCUGUGCUUGUGUAUCCAGGAAAUCACAUCUUUACCUGGGGUCGAGGACAACGCGGGCAACUAGGGAACGGAAGCUACAGUCAUCGAUUCUGUGCGACGCAGAUAACAAACAGUAGUCCGGGAAGUGCGAGUGGCCUACCAUUAAGGCCUUGUAAGUACAGUUGAGUAGGUAACAGUAA
Messenger RNA from Amoebophrya sp. A25, 1687 nucleotides. The record is from the annotation of a GenBank genome assembly. Lineage: Eukaryota; Dinophyceae; Syndiniales; Amoebophryaceae.